AUGCAUCGGCUUGCAUCUGCCAGAAAUUUCUAUCAAAGUUCAUAUCAUGGGAUUUCCUUGACAUCGAACAAAACAGUCAGAAAUACUUCAUUUAUAGAAAUAAAAUGUACAUUUUGUCGCAAUAUUUUGUUGAGCCGACUUGGUUCAGAAAACUUCUAUGCAACAAGACAUCAAUCUACGAAAACGGCUAACUUACUCAAUUCGACAAGGAAAAAGAAACAUAAAAAUUAUAAAAAAUAUGGAGAAUUGCUUGAAGUUGGUGCGCAAGCUAUGACUGAAACAAAGGUCUCAAUAAGCAAACUACGUGCUGUACAUUUAUCAAAGCUUGCAACAAGUUCUGUUUCUCUUGGCCAACUGCAUCAAUUAACUACAAAGCCUACAAAAACUUCAAAGGUGGCCGAAGUAGAUCCAGAACUGUUACAGUCUGUUAGAGAUAAAAUAUUAAAGAAAAAAACAACUGUAAAUAACCAUUCUACAGUUGCGGAGAGCUCUAAAGACAUUGUUUUAGAAGAUGAUAAAUGUGCAUUAAUAUAUACUAGUCAUAAAUUAGCUAAUAAUGAAGAUAAAUUCAAGGCCAAACAAUAUAUAGACAUGGUGAAAGAAAGUUAUUAUAAUUUUAGAAAAGCAACAAUUUAUGAUCAGAGGUUGCAAGACUUGAGGCAUGCAAUCACUGAAGGAUUGACUCAGGAAUUCAACUUAGAUGAAGUUCCAGCAAGCAAAAAUGAUCUUUUAAAAGAAAGAAAUCAAUUCAUCCCCUUGACAAAGGGACCCCAUGCAGUGUUUAGGGAGCUUUUUGUAGAUAGCCAGUUAGAUAGCUAUGAUCAGGAACUCAUGAGUCAUAUUACAAACAUACAAUCUCAAGGUCUAAUACAUCCAGCAAUAGAAGACAUCUAUGGUGAUCCAGCACUCCACAGUGAAAUAGCUGACACUAGGGAAGAUCUGGAUUUAGAUCAUAUUGACUCUGUUCCUACGAAAGCAUUAAAGAUUAAACAAGUGAAACAAGCAAUUAGAGAAAAAAACAAGGUGAAACGCGAAAAGCGUCGAGCGAAACAAGAAUUGAAUAUGAAACAAGACAUGAAGCAAUUGGAGCGGCAAGGUAAACAAGAAUCCUUGCAUCGGGUCCUAGCUGCACAUUUGCAACUACUCUGCUCCUUAGACAUGAUACAAGAGGGUCACCAAGUUUUACAGUAUUAUAGACAACGGGGUUCGAGAACAGUGAGUCAUCCUAAAAUAAACGAUGUUAAAGUUUACAAUACACUAUUACAUGGCUACGCUAAAAUGGGAUCGCUGGAAGACACACAAAAAGUAUUGUCAUAUAUGUCGCAGGAUAAAAUACAAAUGAACGCACAAACAUAUGCAGCAAUGUUCGAAUGCAUUGAACGAAGCAGAAAAAAUCCCGAUGAAAAAUUAGAUUUACUCUCUCAUUAUGAACAAGAAAUGCGUCAUAAGAAUAUAACCUUGAAUGACUUACUAGACAAGACAAAGUUUCUGUACGAUCAACGUGAAGUAGUUUUACAAGCGAUACACAGGAUACAGCCGACAUUCGAACCAAAUUAUACGCGACCCGUACUCGACUACAACUGCCGUUUACUAGACCGGUUAACAUUGAACAAUGUUGAGAAUAGACAGGGGCUACUGACGUCACCGGUCGGAGACGUCGUGUCGCUGGAAGAGAUGAUAAAGAAGGGGAAAGAGCAGUUGCAAUAUGAAAUCAAAGGCGAGAUAGACAUACAGAAUAUUGCUGUCAAGGAUGAGAACUCACCUAACGUCGUCUUUUGCAGAAAGAAACUUGAAGCGACAGAAAAUGAAUGGCGUGGUGUGAUUCGCGAAGCGUUUGUACGAAAUCUCGGUACACUUAAAUCUCAAUGCUGCGCUUCGCAUUCGGCCAUUACUCUGUAUCCCUACCUUAAAGUAUUACAGGUUGAUCAAUUCGUCGAUUUGGUCAUGGGUGAGCUUAGCAAACUGGUUGAUGGCAGUGAGACGUACAGUCCUACGCUAAAACUACUACAAAGGGAUUUAGGAACUCAAGUAUAUCACAAGUAUCAAAUAGAACAAUACCGGCACAACGGCACCCUGCAGAAGAUAGAGCGUAUUUACGAAAAGUACUGCGAGUGGUACGUGAAGCGCGAGUCGGUCGACAACACCGGCUUGCCGUACAACGGCCGACAGGCGUGGCAGACGCUCAUACAUUUGAAUAGAGAAGGUCCUAGUAUGGAUAUAGAAGAAACACCGUGGCCUAUAGAAAUGCGUCAAAACAUUGGCAAGUUCUUAUAUAACAUCAUAAUAAAUGACGUCAAAAUUGAUGUCAACAUGUUCAAGACGAAAGGGAAAGAAAAGAAGUUGCCAGCGGUGUACAAGGUGCACCGGCCGUGGGGCCGCCUGGUGCGGCUGGAGCUCAAGCCGCACCCCGUGCUGGCGCGCCUGUGGGCCGGCGCCGCGCGCCGCGACCUGCGCAUGCGCGCCGCGCUCACGCCCACGCACGCGCCGCCCGCGCCCUGGGCCCGCGUUGACCGGGGCGCUUUGCUACUCACGCACACGCCCCUCGUCAGAAUGCCAUUUAACGUGACGUGUCAAUUGAAACGCUUCGAGUCUGCGCCGACGGAAUCGCUGUACCCUGUGUUAGACAGCCUCAAUCAACUCGGCGAAGUGCCGUGGGUCAUCAACAAGCCUAUACUUGACUUGCAGAUACAACUCUUUAGAAAUGGCGGCAAUAAAAAGUUGGACAUACCUCCCCCAUCAUCGGCGUUGGAUACGUUCAAGUUCGAGCCCGUCACCAGUGGGGACGCCGCCGACACUUUCAAACGGCGCGUGGCAAUUAAUCGAGCUCGCGCUGAAAUGCACUCGCUUUGGUGUGACUCGCUAUAUAAAUUGUCACUAGCCAAUCAUUACAGGGACUCGAUAUUCUGGUUGCCGCACAACCUGGACUUCCGCGGGCGCGUGUACGCGUGCGGCCCGCACGUGUCGGCGCUGGGCGCGGACGCGCAGCGCGCGCUGCUGCGCUUCGCCCGCGCGCGCCCGCUCGGGCCCAGCGGCCUGCGCUGGCUCAAGCUGCACGCCCUCAACCUCACCGGCACCAUGAAGAAGAGCACGCUCGACCAGAGAUUGGAAUAUGCAGAUAGCAUAAUGGACAAGAUCUUGGACUCCGCCGACAAACCGCUAGACGGAGAGGGAUGGUGGAUGCAGUCUGAGGAGCCGUGGCAGACGCUCGCCUGCUGCAUGGAAAUAGCGAACGCUAUUCGAUCACCUAAUCCUGAAGAGUUCGAGAGCGGGUUCCCGGUGCACCAGGACGGCUCGUGCAACGGGCUGCAGCACUACGCGGCGCUGGGCGGGGACGCGGCGGGCGCGGCGGCCGUCAACCUGGCGCCGCGCCCCCAGCCCAUGGACGUGUACAGCGCCGUCGCCGCGCUCGUAGAGGAAAUGAGAGUACGAGAUGCUGCCGCAGGAGUUCCCGCAGCCAUUAUACUGGAGAACUUCGUAAGGAGAAAAGUAAUUAAGCAGACGGUAAUGACAACCGUGUAUGGAGUUACUAGAUUUGGCGCUAGGCUACAGAUCGCCAAGCAGUUGAAAGACAUUGACGAGUUUCCGAAGGAGCAUGUUUGGUCGUGCUCGCAAUACCUAACGACGAAAACGUUCGACAGUCUGCGGGAGAUGUUCACCUCCACCAAGCUGAUACAGGACUGGUUCACGGAUUGCGCCAAGCUGAUCUCGGGCGUGGUGGGCGAGAGCGUGGAGUGGGUGACGCCGCUGGGCCUGCCCGUGGUGCAGCCCUACUACCGCCGCGCGCCGCCCAGCUCCGCGCACCACUGCCAGCCGCCGCUCGACCAGCAACAGCGGCCAUGCACGAUGAAACAACGCAACGCCUUCCCGCCGAACUUCAUCCACUCCCUGGACUCGUCGCACAUGAUGCUGACGGGGCUGCACUGCGAGGCCAGCGGCGUCACCUUCGUGUCCGUGCACGACUGCUUCUGGACUCAUCCGCAUACCGUCGACAUCAUGAACAAGAUUUGCCGAGAACAAUUCGUCGCUCUUCACUCGCAACCGAUUUUAGAAGAUCUAUCUAAGUUUAUGGUGGAACGAUAUAGUUAUAACGAAAGUGAAUUGGAACACGGGAACGCAGGCGCAGCCAACAAGAAACGUGUCAACAGCUUGUUACAGAAGGUGCCCAGUAAAGGAGACUUCGACCUGAACAGCGUUCUCAGAUCUGUCUACUUUUUCAGUUAA
Messenger RNA from Arctia plantaginis, 4221 nucleotides. The record is from the annotation of a GenBank genome assembly. Lineage: Eukaryota; Metazoa; Arthropoda; Insecta; Lepidoptera; Erebidae.